AUGGCCACUCGCUUCCGUUCCUUGCUCCUUGGUUCCCUGAUGCCACUUUUGGUCUCAGGUGCAGUACUGCCAGCCCCUCAGAAUAUCACAAUCCUGUCCACGAACAUGAAGCAUUUUCUGGUAUGGAGUCCGCUGACAGUGCCAGGAGAAGCUGUAAAAUACUCCGUCGAGUUUCAAGGAGAAUAUGAGAGGGACUAUGCAAACGACAGCUGGAUCCCCAUUGGAGAAUGCACUGGCAUCAGCGCCACCCAGUGUGACAUCACGGAAGACAUCUCGGCCACCGUGCCAUACAAUCUACGGGUCCGCGCAACUCAGGGGACGGAGGUCUCUCGCUGGGCCACUCUCAACGGGCUUUUCAAUCGGGUCACCACAUCCCUCAUUCCACCCAUGCUGACUGUCCUGGCUGACGGGUAUCACUUGCUCGUAGAGCUAGAGCACCUGGGACCUGCGUUUGAAUUCUUAGUACUCUACUGGAGGAAGGGCCAGGAAAACCAGGUGUAUGAAAAAGUUGUGAGAGACAGCAACACCACCGUGCACCUGGAGACCAUGGAGGCUGGGGCCGAGUACUGCGUCAAAGCACAGACCUACGUGGAGGCCAUCAACCGCAGCAGUAAUUUCAGCCAGGUGCAAUGCGUGAAGGCUGCAGACAGCAAAGCCUUUUCAGUGAUGUUUGCCCCAAUCUUCUUUGUUGGCUUCGUGGUGGUCAUUUUUAUUCUUUUCUUACUGGCCUGGAAAACCUGCCAAAUCUGCCAGUAUUCCUGUUGCCCAAAUGAAGGUCUUCCUGACACUCUGAAACUAACGGAAUCACCAGCCGGGAUACUAAACUACAGGGGAGAGGAAGCCGAGAAGUGCGACAUGUCCGUGCAUGUGCAGCCCCCCGAGGAGCUGCUCCGCUUUUGGAUUCAUGAUGCGCUUUAACAGCCCACUUCAAUAU
This is a messenger RNA of Euleptes europaea (tarantolino), 934 nucleotides long. It is a transcript of the gene IL20RB, whose product is annotated as interleukin 20 receptor subunit beta. Bases 1 to 918 code for a protein of 305 amino acids. The record is from RefSeq and is a predicted model, not a curated record. The transcript has 7 exons. Gene Ontology annotation, molecular function: interleukin-20 binding. Lineage: Eukaryota; Metazoa; Chordata; Lepidosauria; Squamata; Sphaerodactylidae.